Messenger RNA from Tupaia belangeri chinensis (Chinese tree shrew), 3799 nucleotides. RefSeq names its product alpha-1,6-mannosylglycoprotein 6-beta-N-acetylglucosaminyltransferase B (gene MGAT5B). The transcript has 18 exons. Gene Ontology annotation, molecular function: alpha-1,6-mannosylglycoprotein 6-beta-N-acetylglucosaminyltransferase activity. NCBI's taxonomy places the organism in Eukaryota, Metazoa, Chordata, Mammalia, Scandentia, Tupaiidae. The record is from RefSeq and is a predicted model, not a curated record. The coding region runs from base 58 to 2418 and encodes 786 amino acids. Gene Ontology annotation, cellular component: Golgi apparatus. Gene Ontology annotation, biological process: protein N-linked glycosylation.
GGGCCCAGGACGGCGCGUCUGGCCUCGCCCGCGGCCCUCGCCCGGCAAGUUUGAACCAUGAUCACGGUCAACCCCGAUGGCAAGAUCAUGGUCAGAAGAUGCCUGGUCACCCUGAGACCCUUCCGGCUUUUUGUCCUGGGCAUUGGCUUCUUCACUCUCUGCUUCCUGAUGACAUCUUUGGGGGGCCAGUUCUCGGCCCGACGUCUGGGGGACUCGCCCUUCACCAUCCGCACAGAAGUGAUGGGUGGCCCCGAGUCCCGCGGCGUCCUCCGCAAGAUGAGUGACCUGCUGGAGCUGAUGGCAAAGCGUGUGGAUGCACUGGCCAGGCUAGAGAACAGCAGUGAGCCGCACCGGGUCGCCAUGGACAGGUUGCCUGCCGGCGCUGUCCUCAUGGAGCGGAUCCAGGCAAUCGCACAGAACGUCUCCGACAUCGCGGGGAAGGUGGACCAGAUCCUGCGGCACAGCCUGCUCCUGCAUAGCAAGGUGUCAGAGGCCCGGCGGGACCAGUGUGAGGCGCCCAGUGACCCCAAGUUCCCUGACUGCUCAGGGAAAGUAGAGUGGAUGCGUGCCCGCUGGACCUCCGACCCCUGCUACGCCUUCUUCGGGGUGGAUGGCACCGAGUGCUCCUUCCUCAUCUACCUCAGUGAGGUCGAGUGGUUCUGCCCUCCGCUACCCUGGAGGAACCAGACGGCCACCCGGAUGGCCCCCAAGCCACUCCCCAAAGUCCAGGCUGUUUUCCGGAGCAACCUGUCCCACCUCCUGGAGCUGAUGGGCAGCGGGAAGGAGUCCCUGAUCUUCAUGAAGAAGAGGACCAAGCGGCUCACGGCCCAGUGGGCACUGGCCGCCCAGCGGCUGGCACAGAAGCUGGGGGGCCACCUGAGGGAGCAGAAGCAGAUCCUCGUCCACAUUGGCUUCCUGACAGAGGAGUCUGGGGACGUCUUCAGCCCGAGGGUGCUGAAGGGUGGGCCUCUGGGGGAGAUGGUGCAGUGGGCGGACAUCCUGGCCACACUCUAUGUCCUGGGCCAUGGUCUGCGGGUCACAGUCUCACUGAAGGAGCUGCAAAGUAACUUAGGGGUGCCGCCAGGCCGAGGGAGCUGCCCGCUCACCAUGCCCCUGCCUUUCGACCUCAUCUACACGGACUACCACGGCCUGCAGCAGAUGAAGCAGCACAUGGGGCUCUCCUUCAAGAAGUACCGGUGCCGAAUCCGGGUGAUCGACACCUUCGGAACGGAACCUGCGUACAACCAUGAGGAAUAUGCCACGCUGCAUGGCUACCGGACCAACUGGGGCUACUGGAACCUCAACCCCAAGCAGUUCAUGACCAUGUUCCCACACACCCCGGACAACUCCUUCAUGGGCUUUGUGUCCGAGGAGCUCAACGAGACCGAGAAGCAGCUCAUCAAGGGCGGCAAGGCGGGCAACAUGGCCGUGGUCUACGGCAAGGAGGCGAGUAUCUGGAAGCUCCAGGGGAAGGAGAAGUUCCUGAGCAUCCUGAACAAGUACAUGGAGAUCCAUGGCACCGUGUACUACGAGAGCCAGCGGCCUCCCGAGGUCCCAGCCUUUGUGAAGAACCACGGCCUCCUGCCACAGCCUGAGUUCCAGCAGCUGCUGCGCAAGGCCAAACUCUUCAUAGGGUUUGGCUUCCCCUACGAGGGCCCCGCACCCCUGGAGGCCAUUGCCAAUGGCUGCAUCUUCCUGCAGUCCCGCUUCAGCCCACCCCACAGCUCCCUCAACCACGAGUUCUUCCGAGGCAAGCCCACCUCCAGAGAGGUGUUCUCUCAGCAUCCCUACGCGGAGAACUUCAUCGGCAAGCCCCACGUGUGGACUGUGGACUACAACAACUCGGAAGAGUUCGAAGCAGCCAUCCAGGCCAUCAUGAGAACCCAGGUGGACCCCUACCUGCCCUACGAGUAUACCUGCGAGGGCAUGCUGGAGCGGAUCCACGCCUACAUCCAGCACCAGGACUUCUGCACGGCCGCAGGCCCCGCCCCCCCAGCCGCCCAGGCCCCACAGAGUCCCUUCGUCCUGGCCCCCAAUGCCACCCACCUCGAGUGGGCCCACAAUGCCAGCUUGGCGCCUGGGGCCUGGCCACCGGCGCACUCCCUGCGGGCCUGGCUGGCUGCCCCGGGGAGGGCCUGCACGGAUGCCUGCCUGGACCAUGGGCUCAUCUGCGAACCCUCCUUCUUCCCGUUCCUCAACAGCCGUGACGCCUUCCUCAAGCUGCAGGUGCCCUGCGACAGCACCGAGUCAGAGAUGAACCACCUGUACCCGGCCUUCGCACAGCCCGGCCAGGAGUGCUUCCUGCAGAGGGAGCCUCUGCUCUUCAGCUGCGCCGGCUCCAGCACCAAGUACCGCCGGCUCUGCCCCUGCCGUGACUUCCGCAAGGGCCAAGUGGCCUUGUGCCAGAGCUGUCUGUGAGCGCCCAGGUUGCCCGCACAGAGGGAGCACGAGCAGAGUCCGCUCUCCGGCCGCUCGCCCAGCGGCUCCCCCAGGCUGAAGCGUCCCGUCUGUCCAGGAAGCAGGCAGAGGGGAGAGCCUGCACAGUUUGGGGGGCCACGUCCCCGCAGCGCUGGGGCCCACCCUCGACGGCUCCUCGUGUUGUGCUGGGACCCGCGGCAGCACAGUAGUCCAGGAGGCACUGGCUGUGUAGAUGUCCUGCUGGGCCGGAGCAGGCAGGCGGGGCCUCUGUGUUGUGCAAGGCCAGGUCUGGACCGGAUGGAGAAGGGGCCCGUGCAUCCUUGGGUCCAGAGAGGGCCUCUGGGUUUACAAGUAGGGGCAGGGGCCAUGCUGCCAUGGCCCUGAAGGGUCUGAAAACGGCCUGGAGAGCAGGUUGUGGAGAGGGAGCCUGGGGCACACCCUCUUCCUGUGAGGGGAGCACUGCCCGCAGGGCCAGCCUGUCCCUCUGAGCCAGGGUGUGGACAGAGCGUCAUGGGACCAGCCAUGCUCCUCCUGACCUCAUCCCUCCUACCCCUACCCCUCCUCGCGCCCCUGGGGACCAGUGAGACAUGGGGACUGCCCAGACCCCCCUGAACUGUCUGCCUCCUGCUUGUUCCUCGCUCCUCACCCUGGGCUUUUCCCCAAACCCAUCUGGCAUGACCUGCAACUCCAGACCAUGGGUUUGUCUCCAAGCCUCCGUCCCUGUCCCUCCAAGGAGCAGGUUUCCAGCCCAGCCUCUGAGGCAGGCUCUGGAGCCCCACUCGGAGUGUCCUUCCCGCACCAGCUACUUCCCCUGUGCUUGCCCCUGCUCGGCAUCGUCUGAAGGCGAGGCCUUGGGAGGCUCUCCACCCGCAGCACGCCCAGCCUGAUGCCACUGGCCCCAGCUAGCCCCCACCCAUCGACGCUGCAUCUCGUCCCCACUGGCUUCCUCCAGCUUCAGACCACUGGCCGUCCCUAUGUGGCAUGCCUGCCCAGGCCCUGGGGUCCCCUUCCUCUGUACCCCAUACCCAGAGCCCCGCCUGAUCAGAGGGUCAGGCCUUCAGAACACUGCCACCCCACCCUGGUUGUUAAUCCCACUCCCUCUCUGGGCUUCCCUGCCCCACCCACCCAGGCCUGGCCCUUUAUCUUUCCAGGAAGGCAGGCCCAGGAUCCUGAGGGGCGGGAGGGCUAGGGUCGGCUGUGGGCCGAAGGUGGGGCACUUACCACGGGAGCCCCUCCUGGCCUGGCUGGCCUGUGCAGCAGAAACUCAGCAGUUCCCAAGGACCUGUCCUGUCGGGGAAAGCAAUAGAGACACACUUUUCUCUCUCCUUUUUUAAAAGAUUUAUUUCUUGAAAUAAUAAAUAUUUUACUGGGAUGUGAGAUG